AUGGGCAAGCUACGGUGUGACUUGGACGAGUACGAAAUUCGCACCGACAAGUUUAACAUUCAUGGUUUAUGGGAAUGGACAAAUUAUAAAGUCUCGAUUUAUGAACUUCCAUUAGAGCCACAUAAAACUUGUAUUGGCGCAAUUACUGAAGAUAUGGUUGAGAAAUGCAUUCCUGUUAAAGGAACAGAAGCUGGAACUCGUGCUGAUCGUUCUAGAAAAGAGGUUGACGCCUCAUUUCGUCCAAUGAAAUCAAGAGUGCCUGCACCAACCAGAAGUGAUGAAAAAAGGAAACCAUGGCCAAAUAUUAUUGCAGAAGUCGCAUAUUCUGAAAGUAUAAAUUACGUCUUCGAAGAUGUGAAAGAUUACUGGCUGAAAGAUUUUAGUCGCGCACAUGACUCGAUGAGUCAGAAAUGA
Molecule: messenger RNA, 414 nt
Organism: Scutellospora calospora
Lineage: Eukaryota; Fungi; Glomeromycota; Glomeromycetes; Diversisporales; Gigasporaceae
Source: the annotation of a GenBank genome assembly